Messenger RNA from Penicillium vulpinum, 1254 nucleotides. Its product is annotated as intradiol ring-cleavage dioxygenase. Bases 1 to 1254 code for a protein of 417 amino acids. Gene Ontology annotation, molecular function: oxidoreductase activity, acting on single donors with incorporation of molecular oxygen, incorporation of two atoms of oxygen; iron ion binding. The record is from RefSeq and is a predicted model, not a curated record. Lineage: Eukaryota; Fungi; Ascomycota; Eurotiomycetes; Eurotiales; Aspergillaceae. The transcript is spliced from 4 exons.
AUGGUUCAUCUCGCAUCUGCUGUGGCCAUCGGCCUGACUGGUCUGACUGCCAUUGUGUCCGCUCACCCAGGACAUGAUGUCAGGGCUGAAGCUGCCGAGCGAGCUGCAUUCUUGCAGAGCGCCCCUGUUCACUCGCGCAGUCUUGCGCAAUGUGCCUCUCAUCUUCAGCGUCGAGGACAUCACAGCCGAAACGUUGCCCGUCGCCACAUGGCCGUGAAGAACAUACGUCGCCGUCUUGGUCUUGAGUCUACCACCCACUAUCUCAAGGCGCGUAGUGCCGAUAGCGGCCUUGAUAUUUCGCAUCACUCCAACCUCACGGGUGUGGAUUACUCUACUGACCCCGAUGUGUUGUUUGGCACCGAUGCGACCUGCAUCCUCGGACCUGAUGUCACCCAAGGACCUUACUACGUCACGGGUGAACUGGUUCGUGAAAACAUCGCAGAGUCCCAGGAUGGUGUUCCUCUCUACAUGGACAUCCAGUUGAUCAACACCAACACCUGCGAACCCAUUCCGGAGAUCUACAUGGAUGCGUGGCACUGCAACUCCACCGUAAGUAAACUUUCUACUCCAAGUAUUACUGUAUCACAGUAUGAACAGUUCCACUCACGUCGAUCAUCACAGGGUGUCUAUUCUGGAAUCGUCGCUCAUGGAAACGGCAACUCUGACGAUGAUACUAACCUCAACACGACCUUCCACCGGGGUGUCCAGAAGAGUAAUGGAGAUGGUGUUGUCCAGUUCCAGACAACCUUCCCAGGCCAUUACACUGGCCGGGCAACUCACAUCCACGUCCUCACCCACCCAGCCAACGAGACCCAAGUUCUCGCAAACGGAACCAUCACCGGUCUAUAUACCACGCACUCGUCGCACGUUGGGCAGAUUUUCUUUGACCAGGAUCUCAUUUCCGCCGUUGAGGAGGUCGCCCCAUACACCACCAACACACAGGUUUUGAUGACCAACGCCGACGACGGCAUUCUCGGCGAAGAGCUCGCUACCAUUGACCCAUUCAUGGAAUACGUCUAUCUGGGCGAUGAUGUCUCCGAUGGAAUCUUCGCUUGGAUCUCGGUUGGUAUCGACCCUACAAAGGACACAACUGUCACCCCUGCGGCUUAUUACACCGAAGAGGGUGGCGUUGAGAAUGAGAACGCUGGUGGUCCUGGCGGUGGUCCUGGCGGUGGUCCUGGCGGUGGCCCCGGCGGUGGCCCCCCACCCCCGGGCAGUCGCCCAACUACCUCGGCCACGCCCCUGGCUAAAUGA